Messenger RNA from Lachancea meyersii CBS 8951, 4182 nucleotides. The record is from the annotation of a GenBank genome assembly. Lineage: Eukaryota; Fungi; Ascomycota; Saccharomycetes; Saccharomycetales; Saccharomycetaceae.
AUGUCCAAAGUGGGAGAAGAGGUGUCCACAGCUAUUUCCGAAGAUUUCGGAUUCAAACCUUUGGGAGAAAUCGAGCUUUUACCAGGUUUUAACGAAAAUGUACCCUUCUCAAAGCUGCAGAAUUUGGCCGUUUCCAAUCGUACGGGGCUGUACGUGGCUGCAGCCAGUGGGUGUGUCGUUCUAGGUGAAUUGAAGACUCUUAGAGACCAGGUUUUAGAUAAGACAAACGAGACGAAACCGCUGCAAUUUAUAUCUAAGGAAUCUAUGGAUAACGUCGUGUUCGUGGGAUUUCACGGCUUAGAAGACUCAAACGUACUGUGCGUGACUAAAAAUGGCAGUUUCCACAGCUUUGACAUAGCUAAAAAAGAGUGGUCCCAAAGAUCUACCGAGAUCACAGAUUUCAGCGCAACAGAGGUGAUGAAAGUCCAACAGCUCAACAACACUGCCAAUUCAUUUCUCGUUUUAUCCAACCAUAACAAGGUUUACAACGUCGCAAUGACCGGUGGCGCUAAAUGCGUGGCUGAAAACGCCUGUGACUUCGAUGUUGGGGCGGAUAAUUGUGCGUUUUUGUUGCUCGACGGCACCCUGGAGAUGCGCACCGGGGGCGGAGAAUCUCUCGAAAAAGAAUUCAAGCUGCCACAAGAGAUUUCUAACGAAUUGAACGACAGCCUUCGACCACUGUCCAUAUUGAGCCUGCGUGGCACUGAUUCUGUCGUGGUACUGGGCAACGAGGUCGCGGAAACCGACGAGGAUGUAGAGUACGAUCAAAAAGUCUACGUGGUUCACGAAAACGAGCACGGCCACGUCGAGUUCCAUGAAAGCUACGACAUUGCACCUGCCUUCGGAAACGUCCUUAGAAACCCAAAUUACUACAAAUGCAUCUUAAAUGACUUGAUGACGUCCGUUCCUCACCUUUACAUCAUUGCCUCGGCCACGUCACCAGAAGUCACAAUUCUUGACGAGAAAGAAGUGCUCCAGCCCAGUCAGGAUAGCGAUCGUGCAGUUCUGCCCAUAAAUAAGGAAACCGAUAACGACACAAAUCCUAUCGGACUGGCAAUUGAUCUGACCGCAGCUGAGCAAAUUCCGGAACCUUGUCAGGGCGUUGACUUUGCUACCGACUUGCCAUUGGCUCUAGUGCUUAACAAUGAGGGCCAUCUGUCAGUUUUUGCAUUAUUUCACAGCUCAGGAAUCAAGGACAACAAGUUCUCCACCAAAACCUGUUUAGAAAGCUUGAAAAAAUCCUACGAGUUAAAUCAGCAAUCAUCAGCCCAGGUCGAGCUAGGCAAAGGUCCUGGUAGUGACUCAUCACUGGGCACAAGCCUAAACUCGCCUCCUAGUGACAGCAAAAGCACCAGUGAAAAAUCUGAAAGCAAGCCGCUGUUGCCUCACAAUGUCUCAUCGGAUACUAAACCUGCAUUUUUUUCCCCAGCUACCACCAGCUCUGCUGGACAGAAUGUGUUCGGCCAAUCGCCGUUUGGAUUCAAACCCACAACGUCUGGACAAGGUAGUUCUGAGAACUCGCCCUUCGGAUUCGCUUCAACAAAUCUUAAUAAUGGCUCAUCCUUUGGGUUUGGUUCUACGAAUAAUAGCAAGUCAUCUUCCGCCUUCGGCAAGCCUAACUUCGGGUUUGGCGAGAAGGCAACUUCAGCGUUUGGUAAACCUGAAUUCUCCUCGUGGCAAAACCAAGGCAGUACCAAUAACUCGUUGACUCAAAAAGCACAAGACAAUAUUUCGAACCCUACCUCUACCCCAUCAGUUUUUGGAAAGCCCGAGUUUGCUUCUGCUGAGUUGAAAAAAGGUCCUUUCGGUGUGCCUGAGGCGGUGGCAAAGCCAGUUACUCAAGGAAGCUCAGAUAAGGGUGUUUUUGGCAAACCACAGUUUGCCGUGCCAGCUGCUGGAAGUUCACCAUUUGGAAACUUUUCGACAAAGGCAGGUGAGGCCAGCAGUCUUUCGACUGAUAAGAAACUACUCGGAGGUGGCGGCUUUGCCUCAUUCGCAACGCCAGGAUCUCCGUUUGCCAAUGUUGGCAAGACUUCUUCUCCAUUCGGUGAUAUCUCCUUCCCACCUAACUCAGCUGCGUCCCCUUUCGCGAAACCAAAGGAUAAGUUAGAUGAACAUUACCAGACUUCAAGCCCUUUCUCAUCGUUUCAGAAUAUGACACCUGCGGCGACUUCCUCAAAACAAAAAGCCGAGAAGGUUGUGGGCAUAGUGGAAUCGGAUGGUAAGACAGAAACGGAUGGUGAGAACAAGAGUAAUUCUGAUGACAGUGAAACUAAUCAGUCUUCCAAUUCAGACGAAGAGAGUCCUAGCGAAAGCGAAAACUUGGUGUCAGAAGAACUCGACUCUAAUUCCAUAGCAACUGCUACAUCGGAUAGCAAUCUGGGAGACUCUAGCAAUGAGGAUAAGAAAUCCUCUAAUAGCGAGCCACUGUUAGAUUUUAGCUCUUUGGCAGAAAGGAUCAAAAAGGUCGCUAACAAUGACGUAGAAUCAGGCCUCGAUCAUAUACCAUCAACUUCCCCAAGGCCGGUGGAUAAAAAUGAAGCAUCCAAUUCAGUUUUUUCAAAAUACACAGAUACUCUGAGCAAAGGUACACCUCCUGCAUUCUCCUUUGCAAACCUUGCAAAGCAAAUGCCUAAAUUCGGUGAUAAUGCUUUCACAUCGUCUGCAAACAUUGAUAAAAGUGAGAAUGAAGUGUCAAACAAGAUAGAGCCAAAAACCUUAGAGGGCAAAGGCCAUCUUGGACGUGGCUCUGCGUCUCGCGACUUGGACAAUGAAGUUGAUGACCUGUCUACUAGCAAGAUCAAUGAGGUUUCAUCGGAAUUCGAAGCUGCUGAAGGACAGGGUGCUGAUGGAACAAAAGAUUCUUUUGACAGCGAUGAAGACGAUGAUGAAAAUAAUUCAGAGCUUUCUCAUCAAAAGUUUAUCCCUGAAGCAGCCACAAGCGAAACAGUUGCAAUUACCCACGAGCUCGACAGCGAGGGGCCUUCGCCUUCGCGAGAGGACACCAAAGAGGAUUCUGACAUGGCUUUUAAUGAUGAUUCGCUUAUCAAUGUUUCAGAUGGAGGGCUUCCCACUAAGAAGUCCGGUGAUUCUACUGAGAACGAGUCAUUUGAUGAACUGGACGAUUUGAAAGAAGAGUUGGAUCAGAUUAAAACUGGAAAGGAGCAAUUGAGCAGUGCUGUUCCCAAACAUGUUCCCAUUGAGCCACAAUCGGCCACCAUCAACAAGAGCUAUCAGACUCAGGAAAUUGAAACGUCAAGCAAUGGAACGCAGACAUGUCCAUUAGUUGAAGAUGCUGUUGUAGUGACAGAUUCAAUUGAGACGAAAGAGUUUGAGGUACAAAGCUUUGAAGAUGACGAAGUGUAUCUAGCAGAGCAACACAAACCAGCAGCUUUGGCAGCUUUCUACACGGGAGCCAAAUUAUCUUCAAAGCAAGCUGAGCACCCAAAUCAAACUCUGAAUAGAAUUGAGGUCACUUUCAAUGUCGUUUCCGCAGAAAUUGAUGUUCUUGAGACAAAUUUGAAGAAUAUCAGAUCUUUCUUAAGCGACCAAAGCUCCAAACCCUUUUCCAGAACUCAGGAUUCCUUGCAUCAAAUUUACACAUGGCGUUUGGAAGAGGCUGAAGAUCUCAAUUCUAUCGUUGAUGAAAUGAGAGCCGAUGUUAAAACUAGUGUCGAAGAUGUUUCCACCCUCUUCUCUAAAACCCAAGAAUUGUUACGUGUGGACCUGACAGAUCUAGAGGAGUCUCGGUUUUCAGCUAGAACCCAGUUUGAACAGCUACAAGCGCUCUAUAAGGAAAACAAAUGGGUAGAGGGGGGACUAACGCUACAUCAAACGCAGAUCCAACGCCGUUUAAGAAAUAAGAUGUCGGUUGCACAAAGGCGAAUUGAGAGCAUUGAGGACAUUUUACGACUACUGAAGUCGUAUUUUUCGACAGAUGACAUAACUAAAGCACCUAUGGUGACGAAAAUUAUUCAUGAGAGCCUGCAAAGGAAUGAUUUGCUGGACGCUAUAAGGUCGUUACGAAAGGAAGUGGCAGAACUGAAGAUUAAAGAUCGUAAUAUCUCUGAGCUUUCAGAGUCAGAUCGUGCUUUACAGACUGCCCCCAUUAGCGAAUUAAAGAUGAAGCUUGAUACCAAAAGACAAAUGGGCGCGCUCUUCGCAAAAAAGAGUGUGGAGUAA